This is a messenger RNA of Aplosporella prunicola CBS 121167, 1965 nucleotides long. Its product is annotated as Glucooligosaccharide oxidase. The transcript is spliced from 2 exons. Gene Ontology annotation, molecular function: oxidoreductase activity; FAD binding. The coding region runs from base 158 to 1933 and encodes 591 amino acids. NCBI's taxonomy places the organism in Eukaryota, Fungi, Ascomycota, Dothideomycetes, Botryosphaeriales, Aplosporellaceae. The record is from RefSeq and is a predicted model, not a curated record.
UAUGGGAGGAUGAAAAGGCUUGCUAUGCGUGCCCGCGACAUCAUCCUUUUGGUGGCGAUGUCUAUUGCAGGAGGUUGGCAGGUACAUAUAUCAAGAUCAUAUCCAUGUCAUGAGUAUUCAUUUCUUUGCAUACUAAUUUGCCCUUCCAACGUCCGCGAUGAGACGAUCCGUGUUGUUUUUCUUUUUUGCGACGGCUUCCACAGCCGAGUUCUACAAUGGAACCUCAAGCUACACAUGCCUACCCUCACAGGCCUGUUGGCCGUCAUUAUCCAUGUGGCAAGCAUUCAAUACCAGCAUCGGUGGCCGUCUUCGAGCAACUAGACUGUGGGCUGAGCCUUGUUACACAGACUUAACAAGCGAUGCCUGUUUAGCUGUCCAAGAAGGGUACAUCAGCGGGCAACCCAGGUCGUCAAUUUAUGGUGCUAUGGAGCAGCUUAACUGGGAGGUUUGUGGGAAUCAAAGCUGUCAAUUAAAUUCCCUGACGGGUGCUCCGUCGUCGGGCGUGUGCUCACUUGGAAGACUGUCGGCAUACUACGUGGAAGCAAUUUCAACGUCUGAUGUUCAGAAAACCCUUACGUUUGUCGAGGAACACAAAAUCCGUCUUUCAAUCAAAAACACCGGCCAUGAUUACAUGGGACGGAGUGCGGCAGCAAAUUCUCUUGCGCUAUGGACGCACAACAUGAAAGAUAUGGAGUACCAUCCCGAAUUUUCUCUCUCAAACGGUCGAAAUGCUUCUAGUAUUCAACACGUUGCGGUUAUUGGAGCCGGAGUCCAGGCAUCAGAAGCUUAUACUUACUUCCAAGGCUUUGGGAUGCACGUUACCGUCGGCGCAGUGGGCUCCGUCGGGCUGGCCGGAGGUUUCGGGCAAGGGGGCGGCCACGGGCACUUCGGACCUAGCUACGGGCUGAUGGUUGAUCAAGCCGUGGAGUUCGAUGUUGUGACCGCGGACGGCAAAGCCCGCACUGUCAACGAGUUCAAUGAUCCAGAUCUUUUUUGGGCCAUGCGAGGCGGUGGCGGAGGCACCUACGCAGUCUUGACGGCGUACAAGUUCCGGCUACAUCCCGCGGUCCCGAUGAACGUGUACAGUUUCCAAGCCGAUAUCCUGAAUUCUUCCUUAGCUUCCAACUUGACUCAGUCAAAGGUUUACCGCGAUGUCAUCACUGCGCUGGCCAAUAACCAGACUGAAUGGUCUAACGAACGCAUCGCUGGCUACAAUUUCUUUCUUCCCAACAAUAUCAUAUCGAUCCAGAUAUUGCCGAGUAAAGACGCCAAGGCACUCAAAGCGUUGACAGCACAAUGGUCGUCCUUUUUGACGACUUACCCGGGUCUCAAUAUAACCCAAAACGAAUACAAGGCUUUCGAGAACUUCACUGAUUACGCGACGUAUAUCGCGCCAGCGCUUGCAACCAACGGACCCGUUGGUGUUGGCAUCGCGGAAGCGGCCCGUCUUGUGCCCCGGAAGCAGUUCACGAGCCCAGAGGAUAUCGAGGCGCUCGUCGAUGCGUUCUUGCAAGGCAUGCAGACGAGCUAUGAGCUUGGCGCGGGAUUGGGUACUGGCAGUGGUCAGAUCUACGCAACAGGCCCCGCGAAUCAGCAUGACAACAGUAAGACAGGACUGCACCCGGCUUGGCGCGGAUCGCUGUGGGAGGUAAUCCACGGUGGCAUAUAUCUCAGCAAUUAUACUCGAGCUGAACAAGACGCCAUUUUCGAUACCGUUGCACAGGCAAUCAAGCCGAUGAAGGCGCUUACACCAGAAGGAGGAUGUUAUUUGAAUGAAGGAGACUGGAAGGAAAGUGAUUGGCAACAGACCUUUUUCGGCGGCAAUUACAACAAGCUGCUGAAGGUGAAGAAAAUGUAUGACCCUACAGGACUGUUUAGUUGCUGGAAAUGCGUCGGUUGGACCGAGUCGGACGAUUCAAUUGGUUCAUGCUAGAGUCCGGACAAUUUGUCCACCAUCUUUAGCUC